AAGUACUUUUAAAGUGUUUUACAGUGUUCUUUUUUUAAUAAAACGGGGACAAAUAAAUUUAGGACUACCGACUCAACAGCGCACGUGGGCACGUUUCCAUACUCUCUUGCUGUUUCGUUCUUUUCGAAAUUGUUUUGACCAAAGGCUCACCGCUGUUCUUGAGGUCAAGAUUACGUCGGCCAAACACAAAAUUUAUUUAACAUGAGUGCUUACAAAGACGCCGGAAAGGUCCCACAGGGCGAGCAAGAAGUACAGAUCCAUAAAAUCCGGAUAACGCUGACUUCUCGCAACGUCCAGAGCUUGGAGAAGGUAUGCAGUGACCUUAUCAAAGGGGCAAAAGACAAGCAACUGCGUGUCAAGGGACCAGUUCGCAUGCCCACCAAGGUUCUUCGCAUUACUUGUCGUAAAACACCGUGUGGUGAAGGUUCCAAGACUUGGGAUCGAUAUCAGAUGAGGAUCCACAAGCGAUUGAUUGAUCUUCACAGUCCAUCAGAAGUUGUGAAGCAAAUUACAUCCAUCAGCAUUGAACCUGGUGUAGAGGUUGAAGUCACAAUUGCUGAUGUUUAGAUCCCUAAGUCGAUAAUAAAAGCACCAAGCUAUA
This is a messenger RNA of Ciona intestinalis (vase tunicate), 601 nucleotides long. Its product is annotated as small ribosomal subunit protein uS10. Gene Ontology annotation, molecular function: structural constituent of ribosome. The record is from RefSeq and is a predicted model, not a curated record. NCBI's taxonomy places the organism in Eukaryota, Metazoa, Chordata, Ascidiacea, Phlebobranchia, Cionidae. Gene Ontology annotation, cellular component: ribosome; small ribosomal subunit. Gene Ontology annotation, biological process: translation.